AUGGUGAGUAAGGAGCCCGGCAAAUGCUUACUCACCGCCUCGGAAAGUGAAGUUGAGCCAGCCGCUUCGCUGGCACUGGAGAUGAAAUAUGCGCUGGACCCCAACCGGCAGAUAAAGAAACGAAACAAAGCCCUGCAGGUGAGAUUCAAAGACAUCUGCGAGGCCCAGAACGAGCAGAGGGACAAACAGCUGGCCACCACACAGGACCCCGACAAGAAAGAAGCCAAGGCCCUCUCCUACAAAACAUCCUAUCGCAAGUACAUGACGGUGCCUGCCCGGAGGUCAAUACCCAACGUCACCAAGAGCACAGGAGUUCAGACUUCACCCGAUCUCAAGAAGUGUUACCAGACCUUUCCUCUAGACCGGAAAAAAGGGAAUAUUCUCAAAAGCGCCUCGACUGGCGACACCUUCAAGAGCGAAAACAACGGGUUUCUCAUCGAUGUGAAGGACAAGGAGGGCAGCAGCUCAGAGGAGGCCCUUCAGUGGAGCAGGAAGGCCGGCAGCCUGCAGACGGCCGAGUUCAUUUCCCACAUUAACGAGCGCGCCAACCUGGCAGCUCGUGACAACGGGGCCGAGGCCUGGAAAAGCAGCGAUUUGCACAGCCCUCCCAAAGAGCCGCCUCUUUCUUCUCUCCCAAACUCAUCCAAUCCCUCUUUGGAGGAGCUGGCCGCUGCCCGGCCACCCAGCCGAGCGAGACAGGCGGUGAGGCGGCCGGGGAGCGAGGAGAUCACCCAGCCCCUCCACGGGAGGGUCUUCAAGACUGAAGUGGCCACCGUUUAUUUACCAACGUCUGGUUCGCACGCUUCGCAGCCCGACUUAGCAAACCUCACAGCCGAGCCCGACUGGUCACCGUGCUCAGCAGCCGAGGAGGACAAAAAGAGGACAGCGCACCUGAACGGUGUCCAGCCCCAGGCGGGAGAUGCUCGAGCCUGCUCGUCGCGCGUGCAGUGCCCAGCCACUGAAUGUAACGAACAGACCCUUCAGCUCAAGGUUUCGCCCAUGGAGGACAACCAGCCUUGCCAGACGGCCGUCACGGUGAGCGAGGAAUGCCAACAAAUCGUGCCUCACACGGAAGUUGUGGACUUGAAAGCACAGCUUCAAAUGAUGGAAAAUUUGAUCAGCUCUAGUCAGGAAACCAUAAAAGUGUUGUUGGGUGUUAUACAGGAACUAGAGAAAGGAGAAGCUCACAGAGAAGGGCUUUCAUAUCGGACCGGUCAAGACACGGCUAAUUGCGACACAUGCAGGAACAGUGCAUGUAUUAUCUAUAGUGUGGAAUUAGAUUUUAAACAGCAAGAAGAUAAACUACAGCCAGUUUUGAGAAAACUUCAUCCCAUUGAGGAAACUCAGGUUGCACCUUUGCCUUACUCUCAGGAGAGCUACUCCUCUACUCCCAAGCAAAAAUCCAAAACUGAAUCAAAAAAGCACGGAAGAUGGAAACUCUGGUUCCUUUAA
Molecule: messenger RNA, 1452 nt
Organism: Indicator indicator
Lineage: Eukaryota; Metazoa; Chordata; Aves; Piciformes; Indicatoridae
Gene: INSYN2A
Product: inhibitory synaptic factor 2A
Exons: 3
Coding region: 1-1452 (483 amino acids)
Biological process (GO): inhibitory postsynaptic potential
Cellular component (GO): postsynaptic density
Source: RefSeq, a predicted model, not a curated record